Dibothriocephalus latus is the source of this 417-nucleotide messenger RNA. The record is from the annotation of a GenBank genome assembly. NCBI's taxonomy places the organism in Eukaryota, Metazoa, Platyhelminthes, Cestoda, Diphyllobothriidea, Diphyllobothriidae.
AUGCAGGCUUUGGAGAGUGCCUACAGACGACUGCCGCACCCCUGCGACACGGAGAAAUCACGCAUGCUCGUGUACAAGCAGCCAACAAACACUCCCAGUUACUAUCCGUCGGAACCGUACAAAGGCAGUGACUCAGAGGAGUAUUUUAUGAAGUUGGACGCGCAAACCCUCUUUUUCCUCUUCUACUACUUUGAAGGCACCAAGGCCCAAUAUCUGGCGGCCAAGGCCCUGAAACGUAUGUCCUGGAGGUUCCACACAAAGUACCUGAUGUGGUUCCAGCGCCACGAGGAGCCCAAACAAAUAACUGAUGAGUAUGAAUCGGGGACUUAUAUCUACUACGAUUUCAAGUCUAUGAGUCAGAGAAAGAGGGAGGAGUUCGUCUUUCACUACAGUUUCUUAGAGGACAAAGACUUCUAA